Messenger RNA from Ambispora leptoticha, 531 nucleotides. Lineage: Eukaryota; Fungi; Glomeromycota; Glomeromycetes; Archaeosporales; Ambisporaceae. The record is from the annotation of a GenBank genome assembly.
AUGGAAUCCGAGAUUAACUUUCUUAGACAGGAGAACGCCAGACUUAUAGCUAAGAUUACCGGGCUUGAGGUCGAGAAUGCUGAUGUUAAGACCAAGUACGAUGAUGCUAUAAAUGAAAUUACGAAGCUAAAGGCUGAGCUCAAGAAUAGAAUCGGGGAGCUAGAGAAGGUGAAACUAAGGGACGAUAAUGGAGAGAGCAAACAGCAAACCCAAGAUAUUUCUUCCAGGGAAGUUAUUAAUAUACCUAGCUCUGUUGUGGACCAGCUUAAUAAUGUUUCUGAAGUUUCAUCCAAAUCUAAAAUCCAGUUUUCUUACACGAGUAAGCAGAAGAUAUUGGCGGAUAAAGAGACAGAUGCUUUCUUGAAUGAGGUACAUAAGAAAAGGGUUAGUAAUGAGAUUAGACAGAGGAAUAGGAAGGAAAAACUUCAGUAUAAAUCGUCUAGCCAGGAGGCACACUCGAUUUUCCAGAAUACUAUAUCUACUACAUCUACUACUUCCCAUGAGCGGAAAAAUGAACAGAGCUUGAUUUGA